Gymnogyps californianus (California condor) is the source of this 2940-nucleotide messenger RNA. It is a transcript of the gene SPRING1, whose product is annotated as SREBF pathway regulator in golgi 1. The record is from RefSeq and is a predicted model, not a curated record. Gene Ontology annotation, biological process: positive regulation of SREBP signaling pathway. NCBI's taxonomy places the organism in Eukaryota, Metazoa, Chordata, Aves, Accipitriformes, Cathartidae. The transcript has 5 exons. The coding region runs from base 1 to 618 and encodes 205 amino acids.
AUGGUGUCCUGGGGAGCGGUGCUGUGGCGGCGGCUGCUGAGGAAGCGCUGGGUCCUCGGCGUCGUCUUCGGGCUCUCCCUCGUCUACUUCCUCACCAGCACGUUCAAGCAGGAAGAGAGGACAGUGAGAGAUCGGAAUCUCCUCCAAGUGCAAGAGCACGAGCAGCCGAUCGUGUGGAAGGUGAAGUUCAGUUCGGGAAACAGCAGUCAGCUGAGUAACCAGUGCAGGAAUUCUGUGCAGGGGAAGCUCCUCAUUACAGAUGAACUGGGCUACAUCUGUGAGAGGAAGGACCUACUGGUAAAUGGCUGUUGUAACGUCAACGUGCCCAGUACAAAGCUGUACAGCUGUGACAGCUGCCUUCCCAAUGGCUGCUGCAGUGUGUACGAGUACUGUGUUUCCUGUUGCCUGCAGCCCAGCAAGCAACAUCUUCUGGAACGUUUCUUGAACCGGGCAGCUAUUGCUUUCCAAAACCUCUUCAUGGCAGUGGAGGAUCACUUUGAGUUGUGCCUGGCGAAAUGUAGGACUUCAUCACAGAGCGUGCAACAUGAAAACACCUACAGAGAUCCAAUUGCAAAAUACUGCUAUGGCGAAUAUCCCCCAGAGCUUCUGCCUGUUUGAAAGCUGCAUGAUCUAAGCAACAAAGGGAAGGAACUGGAGACUAGAAUCCAAAAGAGCAAGACAGCAGCUGUUGCUUUACGAGAGCCUCAGUGUAAAUGGCUUAUGUUGUUUCUGGGGACAACCCCAGAGGUGUACAGUGUAAGCAAGGGACUUAAGUUCUCUGGGAUUGAAUCUUGCUUUCUUCUAUUUGUUAUGCACCUGCUUUAGAGUACUAGUACUGUACUAGAGUACUAGUACAUUCUUUGAGUACUUCCUCUAAAUUUUAGGAUGCAUGGAGUUGAUCUAGGCUAUAAAACGUCAUAGGAAAAAUAUCUAAUGUAGCUUUGCAGCUGUACAUGGUGGUUCAAUUGUGUCUCUGCAGUCCAGAGACAGUAAUAAUUGGAGGAUUUUUGCUUUUAGAGAGUAAAGCAUGCCUGUUGUCCUUCUCUCUCUGGAGCACUUCUUGACAUGCAUGGUGUACACUACAUAUGUAAUUAUGAAUUAUUUAUUCAUUUUAUAUGGAUUACUAGCUGAAAGUAUUGAUGCUUUGCAUAGCUAGUUGUUGAUGCCUUUCAGUCCCUGUUUUGUUAUGUCAGGUAGAAAGGAUAUUUUAGAUCCUGACUAAAAUUGGUUGGUGUUUUUCCUCCUUAGUCUAAAGGAAUUGUAUUGGGAUUCGUCACUAUAGUGCUUAUGUUCCUCUUAGUGAGUUUAAAGCAUUCAGAACUCCAAUGGAGUUGUUAUUCUGUCGAAGUCCCAUAGCAUGAGAGAAGAGCAGGGAUCUGCCUAGGAUGAGAUGUUUAUUGUCUGUAAACACUUUCCUUGUUACUCUGCAACAGUUUCCUCGAAGAGGAGUCUUAGUCUUGUAAACAGCUCUCUGCUAGUCCGCUUUCUGACAGGGAGCACUGAAGAUCUGUUUGCUUGAACUUGUUCAGGCCUUGGUAAUUCAAAUGUACUUCACUCCUGGUUGUGCAGGAGGCAAAAGGGUGGAGUUGUUCUAGGAUUUCAGUUUAAUGAUGUCCUUGUGCAUGAAGUAAUUAGAAUGUCAGAACGUGGCGCAAGCCUUCCUCUGAGGACAACUGUGUUGCAUGAGUUCAGUUAAACAGUCAUGAUGUUUUUGAUUUGCUGUUUGACAUACUUGCUAUUCUGGAAUUUUGGUCUGAUCAGAAUGGCACUAGAACAGGGUUGGUUCUCCCACGAUUUCUCCUAGCUCUCUAAAGUUGCAACUUAAACUGUCUCCCUCUUAAGGCCACACAACACAGAAAAGGUGGGUAGAGAACCUGUAAAAUGCUGACUAAGUUUGUGCUCCCCCUGCAAGUCACUGGGUGAAGUCCAAGCGCUAGACAAAAUUGGGCUGUUCUUUUCUAUAUGCAGAGCCUCAUUUCUCUUGUUUUUACCCCAUCCAUCUCCUCCAUGAUUUUGACUUGGUGAACGCUUGUUUAAACUGAUACUUCCUAUUCCCUGACUGAAAUAAAAAAAUCUACAGAGGCUUUAAAAAAAAAAACAACAAACAAACCAAAAACCAAGCACAGUGGUGGAAUAUCCUGGUGCAAAAGAUCUGUAGAAUGCUAUUGCAAUUACAUAUGAUAUAAACAAGAAGUAGUGUUACCAGCCAUCUGAUAAAAUCCACUUGCAUUGUUUUCAUUGUUCUUUCCCAGAAGUCAUCAAGUGAGAUAAUGGUUCUGUCAGCACAUUCUCUUGAAAAUCUUAUUUUUCCAAAAGCUUAACAGCUUUAGCAGUUUAUCCAGCUGAAAAUCUGUCUCCCCUUUGCUGCCAUCCUAUGGCAACUUGCUGCAGCAGACAUGAUAGUGUGAAAAUGCAGUGUGAAUUGCUGUCUUCAGAGGGUAGCAGAGGUUACUUCUCUUUUCAGUGUUAAACAGAUUCUUCACCCCUGUUCCAGCACUUCAUAACUGUUUUCCUCAGGGAAGGCCAUCAGGUUGGUCUAUUAUAUCAUUCCUGCUGAGAUGUAUUCCAGCACUUCAUGUUUUUGCACCACGACUGACGAGAUCAAGAUACUGAUGGCUUGCUCUUGCUUCUUUUCCAGCUUGGUAUUAAUUCCUUAGCAGGUGAUACCACUGCUUGAAGCAGUAAUUGUAAGAAAUCAUAAGAACCAACCUAAUUCAGACAACAUUAGUGGGAAUUCCUGACCCCGUUCUCUCCUAGGAAAACAGGAUGUGAUCAGAAGUGCGUUGUGACUAUUGUCCAUUCAAUGGGACAGAAACUGCAUCCUCCCUCCCUGGUUGUUGAGCUGUUCAACUACUGUCUAUACUAUAUGUUAAAUCAUUAAAAUUUAUCUGUGUUACAAAAUACUGCCUGUUCUCAUGUCUUUCCUUGAACUACGAGGCA